This is a messenger RNA of Zingiber officinale, 600 nucleotides long. RefSeq lists its product as uncharacterized. The record is from RefSeq and is a predicted model, not a curated record. Lineage: Eukaryota; Viridiplantae; Streptophyta; Magnoliopsida; Zingiberales; Zingiberaceae. The transcript has a single exon. The coding region runs from base 1 to 600 and encodes 199 amino acids.
AUGUAUCAUUUAAUUAGUAAUUACGAUUGUCUACUUUUUUAUGAUGAUGAAUUGGAAGCAAUUGUAAUUGCCUUUUCAAUUGAAGAUUCAUUGGAUGAUAAAGAAGGUUCGCGAUCGCAGAUCAUUCUUGGCAAGCAACGACGUGCGUUUAUUAGGAGAAAUCGUUUGGAGGGUCACAUACGUCUCUUCAAUGACUACUUUGUUGAUGCAUCAAUAUAUCCUCCUAAUAUAUUCAGGAGGAGGUUUCGGAUGAAUCGUGAUCUCUUUCCUCGAAUUCUUAACAAUGUGGAGAAUUAUGAGUCAUACUUCGUUCAAAGAAGAAAUGCUACCGGAAUGCUUGGGCUUUCUUCUUUUCAAAAGAUGAUUACCACCCUGAGGAUCUUUGCUUAUGGAGUUGGAGCUGAUCUCAUGGAUGAGUAUGUAAGAAUUGGAGAAACCACAACAAUAAAGAGCAUAAAUUUUUUUGUCAAAACGGUAAACUCGAUCUUUGGAGAUGAGUACUUGCAGUCUCCAAAUAGCAAUGACAUUGUUAGAUUGCUAGCAAUUGGUGAAAAUGAAUAUUUCAAGAUAUGUUGGGGGAAUAUUGACUGUAUGUACUGA